Mytilus trossulus (common blue mussel) is the source of this 7283-nucleotide messenger RNA. Its product is annotated as acetyl-coenzyme A synthetase, cytoplasmic-like. The record is from RefSeq and is a predicted model, not a curated record. Gene Ontology annotation, molecular function: acetyl-CoA synthetase activity. The transcript is spliced from 16 exons. Gene Ontology annotation, biological process: acetyl-CoA biosynthetic process. Bases 85 to 2154 code for a protein of 689 amino acids. NCBI's taxonomy places the organism in Eukaryota, Metazoa, Mollusca, Bivalvia, Mytilida, Mytilidae.
UUUCAAGCGUUUACACGAAGCCGUUUACCAAAAGCCGCCGACAACUUUCACUUUUGAUAAUUUUGUGGCAAAACUUUACAAGAAAUGGAUAAUUCUGACGAGACACCGUGUCUUUUCCCUCCUCCUGAUCGACUACGCAAUGAAUCUCAUGUUAAAUCCAUGGAUGACUACAAGGAAAUGUAUAAACGAUCAGUGGAAGAUCCGGAGGGUUUCUGGGGAGAUAUUGCCAAGCAAUUUUAUUGGGCAUCUCCUCCCACAGGAAAAUUUGUAGAUUAUAAUUUUGACUGCAGAAAAGGUAGAAUAUCUAUCAAAUGGAUGGAGGGUGCCAAAACAAACAUUUGCUACAAUGCUAUAGACCGUCAUAUAAAAAAUGGACAAGGAGACAAGAUUGCUUUCUUCUGGGAAGGAAAUGAUCCAGCUGACCAUGAUUCAGGAAAUAUAACCUACUCACAACUAAAAGAUAAAAUAUGCAAGUUUUCCAAUAUUUUAAAGCAAUCUGGUUUAAAGAAAGGAGACCGUGUAGCCAUCUAUAUGCCAAUGAUAUUAGAACUUACUGUUGCAAUGUUGGCAUGUGCUAGACUUGGCAUAAUACAUUCCAUAGUGUUUGCUGGAUUUUCUGCUGAAUCUCUUGCUGACAGAAUCUUAGAUGGUCAGUGCUCUGCCAUUGUAACAGCUGAUGGUGUAUGGAGAGGGAGUAAACUACUUAAUUUGAAAUCCAUAGUAGAUGUUGCAUUAGAAAUUUGUUCUAAAAGGGACCACAAGUUAUCACAUUGUUUUAUUGUGAAGCAUUUGUUACCAAAGGGGCACAGUGUACAACAAAAUGGUGAUUGCGUAGACUAUCCAGAGGAAAAACCUGCCCAAAGACCAACUCGUAGUUUAAAGAUAAAUUGGACAGAUGGUCGAGAUGUUUGGUGGCAUGAUGUGAUGGGAACAGCGUCCACUGACUGUGAACCCGAGUGGAUGGAUGCAGAAGAUCCACUGUUCAUGUUGUACACUAGUGGCUCCACUGGUAAACCAAAAGGAGUGCUUCACACUGUAGGCGGAUAUAUGUUAUACUCUGCUACAACAUUUAAGUAUGCCUUUGACUAUCAGCCAGAUGAUAUAUACUGGUGUACAGCUGAUGUAGGAUGGAUUACUGGUCAUACUUAUGUUGCUUAUGGUCCACUCAAUAAUUGUGCUACCAGUAUUAUAUUUGAAGGGACCCCAUUCUUCCCUGAUGCUGGUAGAUUCUGGGCCAUCAUAGAGAAAUAUAAAGUGACUAAGUUCUACACAGCACCAACAGCCAUUAGAGCUCUGAUGAGAUAUGGGGAUGAAUAUGUCACCAAAUAUGACAGAUCGUCUUUGAAAGUGUUAGCUACAGUAGGUGAACCUAUUAACCCAGAAGCUUGGCUAUGGUAUCACAAUGUUGUAGGGAAUAAACAGUGUGCUGUUGUAGACACAUUCUGGCAGACUGAAACAGGAGGACACACAAUUACACCAUUACCAGGGGCCACACCAACAAAACCAGGAUCAGCAACAUUCCCAUUCUUUGGAAUUGUACCUGUUAUAAUGUCUGACGAAGGAGUAGAAAUCACAGAUCCGAAUGUAGAAGGUUACCUGGUAUUUAAACAGCCAUGGCCAGGCCUGAUGAGAACAGUGUAUGGUGAUCAUGAGAGAUAUGAAACAACCUAUUUUAAGAAAUUCCCUGGUUAUUACUGUACAGGGGACGGAGCCAAACGAGAUGAGGAUGGUUAUAUCUGGGUAACAGGAAGGAUAGAUGAUAUGGUGAACGUGUCAGGCCAUCUACUUAGUACUGCAGAAAUAGAAUCUGCUCUGGUAGAACAUCCAACUGUCGCUGAGGCUGCUGUCGUCUCUCAUCCACAUAAGAUCAAAGGAGAAUGUACAUACUGUUUUGUCACUUUGAAAGAGGGUAAAGAGUUUUCAGAUGCUUUGGUAAAAGAACUCAUGGAUAGAGUGAGGAAGAAGAUUGGUCCUUUUGCUCAACCAGAUUUUGUACAGAAUGCUCCUGGACUGCCAAAAACAAGAUCAGGGAAAAUCAUGCGCCGUGUACUCAGGAAAAUAGCUGUGGGAGACAAAAAUGUGGGAGAUAUCACAACCAUGGCUGAUGAAACUGUCAUAGAUAAACUAUUCCAACUCCGUCCUCCGGAAGCAUAAAACUAUUCAUUUAUGAAUGGAAAAAUUAAAAUAAACAAAAACAAUUAUAGACAUAAUACAUCUAUGUAAAUUGAUUUUUUAAUGAAUUAGGACUCAUUGAUUUUGUUCAAGUGCUGAUAUUUUUACAAUUUAACAUUUAUAUAUUGAAGGAAUUCUAAUAUUUCAAAGACUGUCAACCUUUAUUGACCGUAAGACCAUAUAACAUUAAAUUUCUAUUUCACAAAAACAUGACACAUUUAUGUCAGUCAAUACUUGUCUUAUAACCUAUUCUAAUUGAAUGAUGGUUUAAAAUUACUUCAGAUAUGUGCAUUAUAAUUUCUGUUAUUGUAUUAUAAGUUUAGUUAAGGUUAAGUUCCAAACAGAAAUGUUGUGACUUGUUUUAAUUUUGCUGAAAUAAAGUUGUUGCCAUUUACUUUUUUUUUUAUCAAAAAUGUAUUUUUACAUUGAAAUAUCUCUAUCAACAUUGUCUCUUGAAUUGUAAUAAAUUGGUUAAUAUAUUUUUGUCUGACAUCUUUUGAUAUUGUUUAAUUAAGUGCUAAUAAUCAUGUCAGAAGCAAAUAUAUUUUUUAUGGCCUUUGUAUUUUAAAUGUUAUUCUUUUUGUUAACGCUUUUUUUUAGUGCAAUAUUAUCAUCUAUGGUGUCAUUUUUGGUAUAUAAAUCAUUGAAUCUAUUUAUAUAUUGAAUAAUUUCAAUGUUUCAAAUUCUUAUCAUUAAAAAAUUAUUAUUGUUCAUGUUUUGAUAAUUUCAAUAAGAUAUUGCUCAAUACAUUUUUUAAACUGGCAAGGUUUUUUGCAUUACAAAUGUACUAUUCCUAAAUCUCCAACAGAGCUAGAGUGACAAUUGGUCAACACGAGCGACCAGUCUUUAUCUUAUCAGAACCUCUAUUUGAGUCAAAAGUUCCAAAGUUAAAAUUUUACUUACACUUGAAAAAUGUACUAAAUACUCCAGAAAAAAGCUAGAUAUAGGUUAUGUAAUGUUCUUGAUAUGUUUGUCAGAGUUAUUUUCUAUGAGUUUUUUUUUAAUACAGAGUUACAUUUAGAAUAUGUACACGUAUCAAUAUAUUUGCCUAUAUUUCUGAUAAAAAAAAAAAUACAUGAAAAUGUAAUUUCUUUUUCAGAUGUAUUGAAAAUUUAAACCUUUAGGUAGUUGAAAAUUUUUGUCAGAAAUCUUCUUUUGGACUUACAAGUGCUUUUAUGAAUUCUAAAAUAUUCUUGGCAUUUUCGUUAUUUCAGAAAGGUUUUUGCUGUAGGUACAUAUAAAUGUGGAGUAUAGUAUAAUAAUUGUAAUGUUGUCUCAUGAAAUUGAUCAAAUUGUAUCUAAAUUUGUUCCAUGGUAAUUUUAUCUAGGGCUUAUAAAAUAAAUUGUACUGAAACCUUUUUUUAUAAUAGGUGAAGGGUUAUUACAUCAAAAUGGAAAGUCACCUAUUAUUGUUAAAAUUUUGUUAUUUAUUAUUAAUUGUGUAUUAUUUUUUUUUCUUAUCAUAUAUGAACAUAUAUCAAAAUAUAAAAGAAAUGGUUUGUUUUUUUAGGAAAAAGUUUGACUGAAAUUAAAGUUGGUUUUUAAUUUUCUUGUUUUUAAUUUUCUUUACGAAAAUUGAACAGCAAAAUAAAAUGGCAUUGUUUCUUUUGAAUCUCAAACUGUUCUACUGCUCAAGUUUGGAAGACAUAAAGUGAAAACAGAAUAAAACAACUGUCAUUUGAGUUUGUGCCUUGCUUGUUUUUAGAACCUAUAUCUAUAUAAGAAAUUAAUAUUUAUUAUUUUUGUUUUAAGUUUUGCACAAUCUUAACUUUAUUUACUCACUAAAUUAUAAUAUACUGUUUUGUUACAAAUAUAUUACACAACAUAUUUAACCAUUUGUUUUAUAUAGUUUUAUGUUGAAACCUUAUUAAUCUAAUCUUUAAUUCAAGAAAGAUUGAAAUUUCAAAAUUAUGAAUUAUGAAUUACAAAUUAUGAUCAUAAUCAUAAAUAAUGACUUUUCUUUGAAUCUCUUUGAAAGAGUUUAUGCAUUUAAAUUUUCUUUUGUACAAAUGUAUACCCAAGUCACUUUAGUCCAAUAAAAACAGUGAAUAAAAUAAUAUUUUACUUUAAUUGAUAUUACUUUUUUCAGUAGAUUAUAAGUUAGAUCACUUGAAGGGAUUAACAAAAAGGAAAAGGCAUAGGGUAUGUUCUUUUCAUUUUCAUUCAGAACUGAUAACAAUAAUCAGGAUGCAAUAUCGUCCACUUUUAUCUCCCCUGAAUGGAAUAUAUUUAUGCAUGAUUUAUCUCCCCCUGAACUGAACACUCAAGUUUUACUUAAAUUUAGGUUAAGAUUUUAGCAUUCAUGCUUAAUCCAAAAAAUUAAAAUCUAAUCUUUAACUAUAGUGCGAAAAGAGAUUUAUCCAACUCACUAGCCUAUUAUACAGUAAACAAAUGUAUUUCCCAGAAUUUCACAAUAAAUUAUCAGCUUUAAAUAGAUGCUGGUACUAGAGGAAAAUUAUACUGAUAGGGAAAAAAAUCAAACAAAACUUAAAUCUAUUUGAAGAUGAAGUUCAAUUUAGGUAUGUCAGUCUGUCUUUUUUUCUUUCUUAUGAUAAAAUCUCAAUUAUUUAUAAAGAAUUAUUCCAUUGUAGUAUUUUCUUCAUCUUUGUAAUUUUAUGCUCUUUGUUAUAUUCUUAUGUUAUAAAUGAUUGUUUUUCAAAGUACUUUUUUUUUGUUCAGUGCAAUUUAUUUUACUAUACAUAUUUAGAGGUAGCCAAAGACUUUGAAGGCUUGGAAAUUGUUAUUUGACAUGAAGUUCUUUGUACACAAUGUAUAUUAUACUUAUAAGCAAUCAUUGGGACAACAGUUUUGACUGUUCUUUUUAUACCUUAAAAAUGAUAAUUUAUUUGAUGAAAAUCCUGCAAUUUUUUGAGAGAUUACAAUGUGUUGCCUAGAUUUUUUUCUCUCAGUUGAUCUAUUUGCACAAUUCUAUAAUGGGUAUUAAUAUUGAAUUGAAAUUGUGAAAUGGGUACAGAUUCUGAAAGCAGUUUUAUUUUGGUUGUGAUUAAUGCAGAUUUUUAUCUUACCUUGCAUUAGAGGAUAGGGUAUUUCUUGUAAACAUGGUUUAGUGUUGAACAAUAUAUGUUUGUGUUUACUAUAUAUUCACUUUGUAUCGACACCUUUUAUAUAUUAUAAUUUUGAUUGUUUAAUCUAAACAUACUGGUAUAUAGUACACAGGGAGGACAUUUUGAAUAAUUUGAAAAUAGAUUUUACCAAUUGUAUGUACCUUCUUUUGCAAAUCUCAGAAAGUGGAUUUAGACAUUAAUAUAUUGAUAGGGUAAAGUUAAUUGUGGAAAUAAUUGUGAACUGAUGUAUUAAUUUUAUUUAUUAAAAUGGUAGUGCAUGUUAUCAAAUCAAAUCUAAAUUAUAAAAUGAAAUAUGUAUUUCUGAAUUCUUUGCAUAAAGGCACUUUGUCUACUGAUCAAUUGUAUCUCUAAAACAAGAUAAGAUAUCUUUACAUUGAUACAGUCUAUCUCUCUAAAACAAGAUAAGAUAUCUUUACAUUGAUACAGUCUAUCUGGUUUGAAGUAAAUUGUAAAGAAAUCUGUGAAAUCUAUCUUCUGUUACUGUUAACAGCACAUAUAUUGCACAGGAAUAACAGCUUAAAUUGAUAACUUGCUUCAAUUAGUACUUUAGAUUUUUAUUUAUUUUGAAUUUUAGAGUUGGGUGCAGUACUUUGGUUUCAUUAAAUGAUAUUUAUGCUUUUGGGUAACAUAUCAGUUAAGCGUUUUAAUAUGUAAAGGUUAGUUGAUACAGUUUCAGGGGAGAUAACUAUUAAAGUUUAACGUCCUGUUGCUACUAUAAAGGGAGAUAACUAUUAAAGUUUAAUGUCCUGUUGCUACUAUCAAGGGAGAUAACUAUUAAAGGUUUUUGCUUGUGAGAACUUGUCCUAUUCAAUCAACAGACAGAGAAGCUAAAAAGUAAAAGUUAAUCCUCCCUUGUGUACAAAUGAAAUGUUUUGCAUUUAUAUUGAAAUUGGGAAUAUAUAUUAGUUUUUUUUGGCAGAUUUUUUUCUUUUUUGAAAUGUUGGUAAAGUACAUGUUUGGCGUGUUAUACCAAAAUUCAAUAAAUUUUUUUUUUAAAACAAACCAGUUUUACCAACAUGUACUUCUAUGUUCCUCUGCUGAAACAAAUUUAAUUCGAGUUUUCCAUUUAAUUGUAUUGCCAAAAAAUACCAGUUUUAGAAGAAGAAAAAUUCUUGUUAAAUAAAGUUUCAUAUUGGAAUGACAAAAAAAAUCAUUUUUUAGACGCAUUUUUAAUUUUUAAAACACAAGGUAUGUAAAAUAGGUUUUAUUUCAUCUGAAACUGUAUAGACUCUUGGAAUAUAUAUGCAAUGAAUAAGGUUGGCAUUUAGAGUGUUCUAUCUAAUUAAAUAUUGUUAGUGAAAUAACAUUAACACUUUGUAAAGAAUGUGACAUCAUUUUAUUUAUUUAUCUAUAUUGAAUUUGUUUCAUAUUGAUACAUCUUGAAUCGAAAACAAAAACCAUAUGUUGAUGAUAAAAAAAAAGUUUAUUAGCAACUCUACUGUCUUGAGUUCAUCAAGUUUUUGCAGACAUCUGUUUCCCUUUGGAAUUGUUGAUUCAAUUGCAAAUCUAAUUCAUGUACCACAUAUCAAAAUGAGGUUAAUCAUAUAAUUCUAUACAAAUGGCAUUUUGCAAAAAUAAGAAGCUUUAAAAAAAAUGUUUUUAGAAAUAAAAAAUAAUCAAUGAAUAUUCCCAAUAAAGAGUCAAUUGGCAUUCAUAUUUAACACCUUACACUUACAUAUCUUUAUUGGUUUUAUGUUAAAUAGUGCAAUAAAUAUAGUGAUCUUUACUGAUAAAUUCGAAAAAGUAAUAAUCGUGGCAACUUGCAAUUAAUUUUUGGUUGGUAGAAAUUAACACCAGCUAUUUAUUGUUUUUAGUUUGAUUCUGUACAACCAUCAAUUGAUUAGAUAGAUAUAGAUUUUGACCGUUUCAAAAUUAACAAAUGGUUAGAAUGACUGAGGGAUGAAUUAAAAGCUGUCAAAAGUGUAUGUUUAGUCCCUGAAUAAAAAGGUUCAUAUUUGUUUGUCUCCACCUAGUUAAGAACUAAUAUUUGAUUAUUUAGUUAUGCAAAUAAAUUAUGACAAAGAA